Messenger RNA from Gorilla gorilla gorilla (western lowland gorilla), 3560 nucleotides. RefSeq names its product MYST/Esa1 associated factor 6 (gene MEAF6). The coding region runs from base 1440 to 2015 and encodes 191 amino acids. The record is from RefSeq and is a predicted model, not a curated record. Lineage: Eukaryota; Metazoa; Chordata; Mammalia; Primates; Hominidae. The transcript is spliced from 7 exons. Gene Ontology annotation, cellular component: histone acetyltransferase complex.
UUAUCACUUUUAUUUAACAGACUACUGGAAAUCUGCACAAUAAGGAAGAAAAAGAAAAAGCAGUCAGCUUAGAAAGAAAAAAAACUCCCUAUUUAUUUGCUGAUGAAAUUAUUAUCUAUGUAAAAAAUUCCAAGGAAUCUAUACAACCCCCCCUAAAAUUAGUAAGGGAGUUCAGCAAGAUGGCAGGUUACAAGAUCUGCACACGAAACCAGUUAUUCAGAAUGCAGCACAGAGGGACAAAAAGAUGGAAAAUAUAGACGGUAGGUUAAAAAUAAAGGCUUCUUAUGUUCGAGUUCCAGAAGGAGAGAGAAAAUGAGACAGGCAUCUGAAGAAAAAUGACUGCGAUUUCCCAAAACUGGUGGAAGAUACCAACCCACAGAUUAUAGAAAUCCAAAGACUUCCAAGCAAGAAACAAAACAAAAAGAAGAAAAAAUAUCCCACUUAGACUUAUGAUAGCGAAAUUGCAGAACAGCGAAAGAUGGAGAGCUGAGGACGGAGAAAUCCACAGGGGCCAAGUGAAAACAACGUUUACACCUUGGACUUAGCGAUAAAAGCGAACUCGUACUUGCACAGUCAUUGGCGCCUGCCAAACCCCUUACACAUGUUAGGUGAUUUACUCCUCACAGCAAAUGUAUUAGGUAGAUUCUAUUACUGCUUUUAUUUUACAGAUGAGGGAGUUGAGAUUUGGUUAUUUGCCCAAAGGAGCACACUUUAUCGAUGUAGCGAUAGGAUUUUGAACAAGGUAGUUCUCGCUCCAGUUUUGUGCCCUUAACCACUACACAUACUUGUUUCUCCAAAGGGCAAUGGGAAAAUGGGAAGCCACUGAAAGAUUUUAAACCGGGGAGUGAUAACAUUUGUUUCUGGAAGAUCCUGGCACCACUGUGGAUAGUGGAUUAAGUGGGGCUAAAGGUGGAAAUAAAGAAGCUGCUGGAAUAAUGUAGCCCCAAGCAGGGAGGGCCUGAAUGAACUAGUGAGGUGGCAGAAGGCGCAGGCACAAGCAAAUGGAUUCGCGAGCUCUUCCGGAGUCGAGUCCAUAGAGCUUGACCUGGGAUCGCGUUUUACUCCGGGUGCAGAGUGAGGAAAACCGGGUUUCUGACGCAGGCAAUUCGGUGGAUAGUGAAAGUCAUUCACUGAAGUGGACUGAAGCGGGGCGCACAGGAGACUCGGAGGCCUGAGGACGAGCUAGGCUUUGGACACGAUGGAUUUGUGGCGUCUGUAAAGCCGGCGGCCAGCCGAGGGGCAGGAAAUGGCAGAAAGCAGAAGCCGCAUCUCUAGAGCUCUCCGAGAAGGACCUUCGAGAGCCCCGGCCUUAGCGAAGCUCGGCGCGGCGCUGCACGCGUCUCCGGAAGCCGCGCGCGCAGGCGCAGAGCGGGGGGCGCCCCCUGGCGGCGCAGGGACCGCCUCCAACCUCGCGCCGCCGCCGCCCGCCUCAGCCCAACAUGGCGAUGCACAACAAGGCGGCGCCGCCGCAGAUCCCGGACACCCGGCGGGAGCUGGCGGAGCUCGUGAAGCGGAAGCAGGAGCUGGCGGAAACAUUGGCAAACUUGGAGCGACAGAUCUAUGCUUUUGAGGGAAGCUACCUGGAAGACACUCAGAUGUAUGGCAAUAUUAUUCGUGGCUGGGAUCGGUAUCUGACCAACCAAAAAAACUCCAAUAGCAAAAAUGAUCGAAGGAACCGGAAGUUUAAGGAAGCUGAGCGGCUCUUCAGUAAAUCCUCAGUUACCUCAGCAGCUGCAGUAAGUGCAUUGGCAGGAGUUCAGGACCAGCUCAUUGAAAAGAGGGAGCCAGGAAGUGGGACGGAAAGUGACACUUCUCCAGACUUCCACAAUCAGGAAAAUGAGCCCAGCCAGGAGGACCCUGAGGAUCUGGAUGGAUCUGUGCAGGGAGUGAAACCUCAGAAGGCUGCUUCUUCUACUUCCUCAGGGAGUCACCACAGCAGCCAUAAAAAGCGAAAGAAUAAAAACCGGCACAGGAUUGAUCUGAAGUUAAACAAAAAACCACGAGCUGACUAUUAGAAGACACAUUAGUACAGAAGCUUCCAGGCUGUAGAGCCCUGCUUCCCUUCUCUGACCUCACAAAGAUAAACAUCCUUCACCUGAGUUCGUGGCCAUCCACCUCUGCUCUCCCAGACCCAGUGCCUGUGACUUUGAGUAGUUUGUUCUAAAUGUGGUGACAAACAAGUCAUUUCUGUAAGACAUUGGGUCUUACUUUAUGUCAUUUUUAGUAACAGAACUGCAGGAAGAUCAAGACAAUGUUGUAAUCCCGGCAAGUUGCUAACUGUGCGUUUCUCCCUUCUUAGAAUGAAUGUCUCCCCCAAAACUGGCUGGCACCAGCUUCAUCUGUGAUACCCAUCAAGAAAUGUUCUCUGGUUUUGUUUUAUGCUGAAAGUAGAACACAAGUCACAUUUCAGAUGGAGGCUGUAAAUAUCUGGCAUUUUCUUAUAUUGUUUUAUGUUUUCUUGUUUUUCUCUUGUUGUUUUUAUCUUAUUUUCUUUGGGGUUUUUUUGUAAUGCCUUUGUACAGCUCAUACUUUCCUGCUGACAUAUCUGAUCAUCUCUUUCAUGCAGUUGCCAAUAUUCAUAACUGAAAAUAAUCUGGUUUAUCAUAAGUAAAAUGGGAAACUUGCCUCUGUUUUUUUGCAAGGGGAGGUAAAGAGUGUUUAGUAAUUACCUAUCUUAAAUCUUUCUGAGUUGGUAGUAGAUUCAUGUUCAAGGAACAGGAAAAAUGGAAAAACAUAAGUUUAAAUCAGUUCUUUUUAAAUAACUAUUUUUAUUCUUUUGUAUAAAUAAAAUUUCGCAGGCUUCAAAUUCUCAUGCUUUACUUUUAAACCCGAGAUUGUUUUUUCACAUAUUUAUUCAUAUCAUGCCUUAUGGAAAUUUCUUUUUCUGUAUUUUCUCUCUUUGCUGGUAUUCACCUGAUUAAAUAUUGCUCUAAAAAUCACCAUGGCAUAUGGAAAGUCUCAAAAUUUUACCAAAAGUGAUAACUUAUGUCGUUCUUAAGAGGAGUGAAAGGAUAGCGUAAGUGAGAGCCAGUGUUGCCCACCAGGUCUCCCUUUCUUGGAGGGCUUGAUGGGGCUGAGGAAUCUGCUAGUAAUCGUUACCUGCCUCUAGUGCUGUGGUGAAUUUGCGACAGGGUCUGGCUGCACAUUGGAAUCACCUGAGAAGCUUUAAAAUACUCAUGCCUGGAUCCCACCCCUAGAGACUGGGGUACAGCCUAGUUAUUGGGAAUUUCUUUAAAAGAGUUCCUGGGAUUCUGAUAAGAAGCCAGGUUGAGAACCACUACAUUAGAAGACUGAAUAGUUUAAUUUAAAUCCUAUGUUAUGAAUUGGUCUAAGGAAUAAGAUUUGGGGUCUAACCUUUCCUUUCACUCUAGUUAGUCAUAGUCCUUGACUUACGCCUAUAUCUUUAUUGUAAGAAAUAGUAUGUUUCAUUUGUGAUAGUAUUGGUAAGGGCUGAAUAUGGAUGGCAUCUGCUGUAAAACAAGUCUACCUUGUCAGAUGUGCAAAAGCUUUCACUCUUGUUCUCAAAUAAACUUUUGUGGGUUUUUUUUUUUUUUUUCCGA